AUGAGUCAGCUGGUGAGCAGUAUUGACGGCGUGGUAUUAGUGGAACCAGGAUACCUACAGGAUCGGCGAGUGUUUGCCAUGGUCGUAUUGACGUUUCGUUAUGGCCGAGAGGACGAAGAAGUGAUGGGACUAAAGUUCUACACGGAAGCUAUCCUCGACUACCGACAGGUAUAUCCCGAACCAGCGAAUCAAACGACAAUUGAAGAGCUUACGCCAUUACAAGAGACCUUGAUGCGCAAGUUGGGUACGGAAGCAUACCCGCUUACCCUGCGCGUCUCUCCGAAGGCGCCUCCCAGCGUUCGCUUGCAUCCUGCCAGACCUUACAUCGGUAGUCCGCUUGGCGUCUCCUACGAGAUCAAAGUGUUUAUAACGGACAAAAACAAUGACAAACCCCAUAAACGUAAUAUGGUUCGGAUGUCAUUGAAGACAGUUGAAUAUGCGCCGGAAACAACUGUUGGAAUCAUCCGAGAUCCCAUGUGUCGACCGCGGAUAUCUAUUGUAAAGCAUUUUAUCCUCUCUUCAGGUCGUCUUGAGAUACAGGCCGUGCUUGAUAAGGAGUGCUAUCAGCAGGGUGAACCAUUACACGUUCACGUUACGCUAAACAAUUCUACGCGGACGAAAACAGUUCAACGGCUGAAGGUAUCCGUGAUACAACACGUAAACGUAUGUAUGUUUACGCACGGCCGCUUUAAAAACAUCAUCGGAACAGGUGACAGCAGCGAAGGUGGCGCAGGCUCGAGUGCCGUCACGCCAAUGAGCCGCGCUCAAAGGGACUUCGUCGUUGUUCUAGAGCGCUGCGAAAAGUUUCCCGUAGCCCUUGCUGUCGAAAGUGACUACGGACACGACGAUCCGAGUCAUUACAGCCUUUCCUCCACGACGUCGCUUGUGGAUCCGAAAGAUAAAAAUCCGUACGGAGUCAGCGUUCAGUAUGAAGUAAAGAUCAAGGCAAUCCUCGGCUGGUUCGACCGUCACAUCAUCGUUAGAAUACCUUUCAAGAUCGUGGCCAUUCGACCUAAGGACAGUCUCUCUACUGGACGAUACCUUUCUUCCGAAGCCUCACAGACAGAACACCGAAGCGGAUGCCAGAGUGACCGUAAGCUUAGCCAGCAGUUUCCUUGCGCUCUUCUCAACUCAGCCGAGUUCGUCUCGCAGGAACUCGACAACCGUAAAGUCAAUGAGUCGCCAUCACCCUCGCCAUCACCUGAACCUGAAUGCCAAUCAAUACGAUCCCCGCAUCCGAAGAACCAGAACACAUUUACCGGCAGCUAGGAGUCACCUGUAGGCCGUAUGCUGUCACAGGAAGGGAAAGUGAACGGCCAUUCACAGCAGACGAUUGCUGGAUCGAGAGCCUUAAGAUGAUGUCCUUUGGUGUACCAAGAUAAUGUAAAGGUAGCGCGACAAAAAGGCAGUAGAGGAUUAAGGGUGGUUCAAAAAUGUAGUCCAGAAAACACAUCACAAUGAACGAGAAAGGGCGAACAGGCAGCAAGCCAAUGUAGAACACUCUCCAGACACACUUUUCUAAUAAAAAGAAUAGUUAUAAGAGCAGUAAUAUUGCUAUGAACAUACGGAAAGAGGGCAGUUUAUAAACAACUAUCCAUUACGCCAAUAUCUGGGUUGCUUGCAUUUGCUCUGAAGGAAGCCAUGUACAGCUGAUAUGUUCCGUAGAACAUAAAGAAAACGCUUUUCAUUUCUGGUGAUUAUUUCAUAAUCCAAAACUCUCCGUAAAAAGCGCUUUACGAACCUCGAGAGAAGGGUGUUGGCACGAUAUAUACAAAAUGAGCUGUAGUGCUGUCGUUAACGUACAGACGCUGUCACGUACACGUAUAGGACACACAGAUCAGCUCCUUGCGCUUUAGUGCUACUUCCAGUUGAUCGAUGUUAUCUCGAGCGAAUUUGGCAGAUGAAGUUCUGCUGUUACGAGAAGAAAACUUAUCUAACUGACACGACCUUAGAGACGUAGAAGAAGAUCUUCAGCAGUAGAAUUGUUAGAGGACUCAAUAAAUAAUACUAAAAACAUUUGACGUAUCAAUAAAACGCAUACAUGCAUAGACCCUAUAGCUAGCUACGAUAUAACCAAAAUCCAAUGUGCUGAACAUGAUAUGACAGUGUGUCAUUCACAGGUGACACAAUGUUCCCGCCUAUAUACAGUUUUUCUAUGGAAGGCUCCUUAUUAACUGUGCACACCUAUAGGGCGCAUAGAUCUAAACAUCAAUCGUUCUACGUAUCAUUGCAUCGUUACGGGCAUUCAGAGACGCGACUGAAUAGGAAACAUGAAGCCGAUAGACGUAGUCUGAAUUUGGCAAUCAAAUGAUGAUUGUAAAAUAUGGUCAAAUUUCAUGACGACUCUCACCAUAAUGUCGAUGUCACAACAGCUUCAAACCGACCAUGUUACCCUCAGUCCGCCGCCAAGGUCCUAUUGUAUUAAACACAAAACGAUUUAAAAUCAGGUAUAAGAAAGAGGUGUUAUGCAGUAAUAUUUAGUGCGUAUUACCUACCUGCAAUCCUCAAGCUAAGGAUAAAAUUCGAGACAUAUCGCGCACAUAUAUACACCUACCUUGUCGAAAACAGUUUGCAGGUGAGCGUUCCUGCAUCCACCUUCCUUGUCAAUGAGACACCUCAUAGCGCAUUAGAUUGAAGAUAUCUUCGAGACUUCAGUUCGACUGCCAGAAGAUCACUUUAACGUUACAGUAAUCAAUCUUUCUUUCUUGUAUCAUUCCUCUGCAACCAUUUUCAUCCGGCAACCGCGGCUUUUUUAACUUUGGCUUUUUUAUAAAGAGACUGCAUUGUCCACUGGCAACAAUAGGUAAAAUUCAUUUUCUAUGGUCGAAUUGCUGGCAGAUACUUUUACGUGCGACCCACUUUUACCAACACGAAAUUGAGCAAUGAUAUGUCAGGAAAUUUGGCGGGCAAAUUUCAAAUCGGCCCGAUAACAACAUAAUGAAAAUGUCUUGAGCUAUCCUGUAUUUGGUAAUACAUAAACACGAAUUUAUAUCUAUCAUCCAAACUUUCAACUUACAAAUGAAUUUAUUUCGACUAGUGUCAAAGGAAAAAUCGUCCAAAACCUGGAAUUUACGUCAUAAGUAAGCUUGUCUCAGUUUUUUAUCCACUGCUCAUGGAAGGUCAUUGUGUUUCAGUUCCUGUAAAACGGUGCACGAGAUGCUAAAUGACAGUUUAGCUGUCAAAACGUUUAUAUCAAGUUAUCAACAGAGCUCUCUGAAACUGGAUCAACGCUAACUUCUAGAUAGCACCAACUCUAUAAACAGUAGCCCGCGUCUGCUUCUGCGGUUAGUGAUUACGUUUGAAUAUAGCAGAUAGUUUAACUUGAAUGCAAACAAUCUCAUAGUUAUACACAAUAAAAAAAUAAGAAGACGCCCGUGUGUAAGGCAAAUUAAUAUUUUCCUUUGAUUAGAUAUCUGCGAACUUUUAGAUUUCUGUUUUCCAAUUUGCCUACGUAUCUAGCCGACGAAAACAUGCUCGUCAAUAAUGUACGGAACUAUUUUUACGCUGGAUGCAUUUUCCAUUUACUGACCUUACGCUAUACAUCUGUGAGCGUUAUUGUACGAACAAAUUUUCGGAAUCACCUAUUGUUAGGUUGACUAAUUGCUACCACAAGUGCUAUCAGAUGUAAGCUCCAUUUAGCCUAACGAGAUGGAUGAAUGAAUGAAAACUUUCCCCUACUUCGUAUGUACACAUAAAUGACUCGGGCUAAGGACCAGGUUUCUGGCCUUUACAUUCGUAAUCUGUUGCCUGCCGUUGGUAAGAGCAGCACUCGUCCGACCGUAACAUACAUUGUACCUAGCGAACCAAAUGCACAUACACGCAGGUAUUUAGAUAACAGCAUAGCAAUGGAAACCUUCACGAAGUCAAACAAAUGCACGGAGUUGACUCAUCGUAAAUUAGGUAAAGUAGCCAUGCUUCCUGCUGAGUGUAAUGGCGCAAGCGGAAAACGGCAACGCAUGAAGCCACUAAGCGUUUGUUUGGCGGGUUUCUCCGUCGUACAUAACCACUACCUUCAUCAGAUAGACCUGUGCCACGGUUCGAUGGAUGUCCGUGUGUGUGACAGAAAGAAAUUGAUGCCGCUUUACGCUAGUCGAUGGGUCACUAUCGAUGAUGUCUUCGUCAGUCUGACCCAGUAAAUUGAUUGACGCCAACAAAUCGAUGAAACAUUCACGCAUUACUAUACACUACUUCAUUCGGAACGCUGCAAAGGUCACCCUACAGUUGCUUCCGUUGAUAAACUCAAAUCUGAAUGGAAAGAAACACUAGAAAGAACCCAACAAUAAUAAAGUGUUCCACGCGUACUUGUGUUGACACAGCUCCAUGAUCGUGAGUAUGGUUAGGAAAACGGUUAGGGAAGAGUUACGCUAUUCAACGAGUAACCAAAGUAACACAUAGAUAUUGUCCGUUGACCUUCCCAGCGCCACGUCAGGUCCUUAUCAGUGUGCCUACAGGACAAAUUCACGUGCUUGUAGUAUGACGCUGAAUUUCGCUGUAGACGUCACCUCCUCACACUGUCCGCAUCAGUAACCCAUGCGAGCCAAGAGCGAGCAGAAUAGAUGAACCCGUGUAGAAGCGUAUGUUUCUUGGCAAUACAAUUGUUUCUUAAUGGCAAAAGAACACUUGGAAAUUUUAUUUGAACGUCAUUCUCCAAAAGGGAAAUUGUUUACAGAUUUGACUAACGCCUUUGACUGCCUGCAAUAUAGCCGGUGUAGCGUUUUUUCAACACGCAGGCGAUUGACAGGGUGACCCAGAGUAUUUGCCAGUGUCAUGCUUCCUGUGAUUUCUGCGGCCAACAAAGCCCACCGUUUUCGUACUGUUUUUGUGUCCAAGUGCGUUCUCAUAGAGACACAGAGGGGCAGUUUAUAUAGAUUGAAGUGAACUCUCUCACCUGACGGUGAAGUGAGGCUGGGUGACCAGCCAGCUACGUACAAUCGAUAACACUACCAUUUAAUCAAAUACGCGGACGCUAAUAAAUAUCACAUAUUCACACCCAUACGAAGCUACCUCCGUGGCAACAUCAUGCUAACUAAAUGAGCGUCGUCAUUAUUAUG
Messenger RNA from Varroa destructor (honeybee mite), 5051 nucleotides. RefSeq names its product phosrestin-2-like. Gene Ontology annotation, cellular component: cytoplasm. Gene Ontology annotation, molecular function: G protein-coupled receptor binding. Lineage: Eukaryota; Metazoa; Arthropoda; Arachnida; Mesostigmata; Varroidae. Gene Ontology annotation, biological process: signal transduction; G protein-coupled receptor internalization. The record is from RefSeq and is a predicted model, not a curated record.